GCCUCUUGUUUAUGUUUACAUCGCGGGCCGCAUGUGUUUAGUACCUUCAGCAUAAAAAGUUAUCCCUUAUUUUUAUCUCGAUUUUUGAGAAUAAAAUGAAUUUAUUACCGAAAACCGCAACCGAAUUCGGUAGCACUGAAUACUGGAAUAAUUUCUUUAAAAAACGAGGUAAACAAGCAUUUGAAUGGUACGGCGAAUAUCCGGAACUGUGCGGUCAGCUGCACAAGUGUGUGAAAUCCAAGGACGAAAUUCUGAUGGUGGGCUGCGGAAAUUCAAAGCUAAGUUUAGAUUUAUACGACGUCGGAUUCAAACAAAUGACCAACAUCGACAUCUCCCAAGUUGUCAUCCGACAAAUGCAGGAAGCAAACAAGCUCCAACGACCGGAAAUGCUUUGGUACCACAUGGACGCCACUUCUAUGAACUUCAGCGAUGAAAAGUAUUCGGUCGUGCUAGAUAAAGGCACUUUGGAUGCCCUUUUCACUGAUGAAACCGAACCCACUCUAACCACCGUUAGGAAAUAUUUUUCAGAAAUUGCGCGGGUUCUACGCAUUGGUGGUCGUUACGUUUGUAUUUCACUGCUCCAGGAACAUAUUUUAAAAGAAAUUUUAGGCUACUUUCCCGAGAACGAGUUCGUUCUGCGAGUGGUCCGUUGCUUGGAAGCAGAACAAAAAACGGCUGAAAGCAGCAGUGAUGGCACGUCCAUGCCAGUUUUUAUUGUAGUAGCUACGAAAUUUAAGAAACUUCCAAUGAAGGUUUUCGAAAUUUGUCUGACAGGCGAUCAGGUGCAGCGAGUUCAGAAGCCAGAAGAAGUUGUCCUAUCUGUCGCAGCCGCUCAAAAGGCAUCAAUGGUAUGCAACGGGCUUGUCCGGGGUAGUAUUGCCGGCAUGAAAGAGGUUUCACUGGAUUUACAUCGGCCGGGGGAAGAAAUUCCGCGGUAUACGAUCCACGUGCUGGAUCAAAAGCCGGUACGAGGGAACGGAAAGUAUGCAGCUUUCAUUGUUCCUCAAGGUCGCGAAACCGAAUGGCUUUUUUCAACGCCUCAAGGACGGCAAAAGUUAUUGGCAUCGGCCAGCCAUGAUCGGUUGGCAAUUGUGUCGAUGCAUCGUGGACAGACUUAUUCCAGUUGUGACGCAGUGAAGGAUGAAUUGUCCGAAAGUGUGAAAUCGUUAGCUCCCCAUGGACUGCAUGCGCAUAUUCCUUUUCUCUCCCUGGGAUCCGAAGUGGGUCGUCGCGAAACGAUAUUCAAGGGUCGCAGUACUCUUUCAGGCAAUUACAUCGUGGAGGAAAUCAUAGGAAACGACAAUAAAAUAUUCAGAAGGUUGAUUUUCCUGAAUAAUCAAUUUGUGAUCCAGUCGGAGGCCGCCAUCAAGCUAGUCAAAGGGAAGGGGAAGUCGAAGGAGUCCCAAAAGGUUAUCGAUCCAGGCUACUUGGCUUGUCAACAUCAUCUGUACAUGACGAUCGGUGUUCAUCUGGCUUUGGGACUGGAUAGUGACAAAGCAGGGAACAACAACGUGAUGGUUGUUGGUUUGGGAGGAGGCGGCCUUUGCACGUUUAUCCACCAGUGCCUCAGAAACACCAAAAUGACGGCAGUGGAGAUCGAUCCUGAAAUGCUUACCGUAGCUACCAAUUACUUUGGUCUCACGCUUGACGAUCGACUCAGAGUGGAAAUCAAGGAUGGAAUGGACUACUUAACGGAGUGCGUUCAACAAGAUCACCGUUUCAAAGCGAUUCUGUUUGAUGUGGACAGCAAAGAUCCAACGCUGGGUAUGAGUUGUCCACCGCAAGCUUUCCUGGAGAAGCAGGUGCUAGAGAAUACAAAAAAGCUGGUCGGCACCAGUGGCGUUUUUGUGCUGAAUCUGGUCUGCCGCGAUGAUUCGCUUCGAAAGAAGGCAGUGGACGAACUGAGGCGAGUCUUCAAGUACGUUCUUUCCUACAAGUUGGAAGAGGACGUCAAUGAAAUAUUCUAUUGCGCUGACAAUGACGCACUGGACUGCGGAGACAAGUGGCAAAAUGCUAUGAAACGAUCCGCUCAGGAGAUUAAUACUUUAGCCAAAAAAUUAAAGCUAAGCAGUGAUGACCUCGUUGAUUUGGCGGAAUUUGUUGAUGGGUUGAAAAUAUAGAUUUGCAAUUAUA
Molecule: messenger RNA, 2133 nt
Organism: Armigeres subalbatus
Lineage: Eukaryota; Metazoa; Arthropoda; Insecta; Diptera; Culicidae
Product: eEF1A lysine and N-terminal methyltransferase homolog
Exons: 4
Coding region: 96-2120 (674 amino acids)
Molecular function (GO): S-adenosylmethionine-dependent methyltransferase activity
Source: RefSeq, a predicted model, not a curated record